CCCAGCUGUGAGGUGCGCUGGUGAAGAUGAUUCUCCACUAUGCUGCGAGGGAGCGUUAUUGUCAGGCGGCCAGCGCUCCCUACGUCAUAGGGGGAGCCGCCAUUCGCCGGAGCUUUGGCGGUGGCUCCGAGGUCGAAACGGAAGGACGAAAUCGGUUCUCACUUUAUAAUCACCGAUUUGUGCUGCCCAUGUCGCCAGGGAGAGCACUAAAUGUGGUUCUCCUAAGGACCGAGGCAACGAGGGGAAGUUGUGUCGAGUAAAAUAUGGAUCAGUCAGGGACGGUGAAGGUUGACAGUCUUCAACAACGACCUCCAUAACCGCUGCAGAAUUGGAUCGUUUUAAGCUAUUGAAAGCAUUGGAUGUUCCGGAGACUCCAAAGAAGAAGAAUUUAUGCAGCUACUGCAGUCUAAGUGGCUGUGCUGAAGUUCUACCUUCUUCAACCUAGGGCCACCUUAGUGGCAUCUUAAAAUUUGUACCUUGCUUGCAGCUUAACACAUUUUAGGAUCAUUACUUCUGUUUCCAGUUACACAGGUAAGCCCUUCAUUAUAUGGGCUUCGCAAUAAAGUUUCUCUGCAGAUUUUCUGACAAGUUCUUUGACUUUUUGUUUCUGUCAUUAAUUCAACUUCCAUUUCAGGAACCUGUGAAUAUGUUUUCAAAUAAGAUAAUUAAAAAUUUGAGUUCCAAAAGAGGUUUUGGAUUUGUUUUUCUUAAUAGGGAAGUCAUUGCUGUUUUUCCUUAAGAGAGCUCCAUGUGACAAGUACCUGACUCGUGUCUUGCCAAAUGCUGUUCUUUGUAUAUAGAAACUCCAGCUCUUUUGUUGGCUGACAACGUGAUGGAUGUGCUCUGCCACGUGCAUUCGUCUCUGAGGGCUUCUCUGGGGAACCUACUCUUCACCAUGGAUUCAGCAGCGUCCUCUGCUCAUACCUCCUCCACUGCAAGUUUUCCUUCAAGGAAAGGCCGUAGGCGUUCUGGGCCUUACAGAGGUGUUCGAAUGAGGGCAUGGGGAAAAUGGGUUUCUGAAAUAAGGAUUCCAAAGACUGGAAAACGAAUAUGGUUGGGUUCUUAUGAUUCGCCUGAGAAGGCAGCUCGAGCCUAUGAUGCAGCACAAUUCUGUAUCCGGGGCAUGCAUGCAUCUUUCAAUUUUCCUGCUGAAGAAAGGCCAGAGCUUCCUCAGGGCUACUUGGAUCCUCUGUCAAAAAAGGAGAUUCAGACUAUAGCCAUGAACUAUGCCUCAUCAGAUCUCCCUGUGCAUGCCCCAGCAUCAUCUCCAGUGACCAAUCAGGUAUCAAUUGAUACACCAGCCAUACCUAAUGCGCUGAAUUCAGGAGCAACAACAACUGCUUCUGAAACAGUUCAUGAGUAUACUCCUGUCAGUGCAGCUGUUGCAGAACCCCCUUUGUUUGAAAAUUUGGUGCUGGAUGAUUUCCUUAUGCUGGACAUAGAAUGGAUAAGUGAGAUAAUGUAGUUAAUUUACAGCUUUGGUUGUGUGCUUGACAGAUGCUGCUGCUUUUCUCAUGUAACUAUGUGCGUUAAUAUGUCUACUGCAAACUGUCCUAGCAAAGAAACCUGUUCUCUGGGAAAGCUUGUUUGGGUUCGUUGUGUUUCCAAAAUGCAGGUUUACUUUUGGUGCCUUCUCUCUGGUGCUGGAAGAAGUUCAGUAAUCAACUUCUUCUGCACUACAAUUCACUAGUGAUGAAUUUUCGUUUUGGUUUCAGAAUUUGGUCUAUUUUCUUCAAUUUUCAUGUUUCAUUAACACUUUCUU
Molecule: messenger RNA, 1762 nt
Organism: Rubroshorea leprosula
Lineage: Eukaryota; Viridiplantae; Streptophyta; Magnoliopsida; Malvales; Dipterocarpaceae
Source: the annotation of a GenBank genome assembly